AUGGCUACGUUCAUGGAUAAGUACUGCAACUGUUUUGAGGAUAUAAGAAUUAACAAAAAUAUCAGAUAUUCAUACGCUUAUACUUGUCGCCUAUUUAACGGUGGUCACUUUGAUAAUCCAUUGGAAAGCAUUCAGGUCAUUUUUCAAAUCAGUAAUGUACUGAAAGAAAAUGCUGUGUACCAAGAAGCAACAUCAGCGCUUCAUUACGCGAUACGAGCUGUUGAAAACAAUAAGGUUAUAUAUAAUUCAGCUGAAUUCUCAAUGGCAAUCAUAGAUGACGUACAUGAUAUUUUAAGUAAGCAACAAAUGACGGAAAAUGGAAAAUGUUCUUUUACUAUGCUUGCUUUAUCUGAUUUAUACCGACUGUCCGAGAUUGCAAGGAAAACUUUAACCAACGGUACUAAUGAUAACCUGAAAUUAUUACUAAAUCAACAUGAAGGUCUCAAGAGAAAAGUAGAAGACGUUAUGCAUAAUAAAGCACCGAGAUUCAGAAAGCUUGUAGAGGAGUUAUAA
This is a messenger RNA of Trichoplax adhaerens, 513 nucleotides long. RefSeq lists its product as uncharacterized. Bases 1 to 513 code for a protein of 170 amino acids. Lineage: Eukaryota; Metazoa; Placozoa; Uniplacotomia; Trichoplacea; Trichoplacidae. The transcript has 4 exons. The record is from RefSeq and is a predicted model, not a curated record.